AUGGACACGUCGUCAACCCUCGCGACGAGCGCCACCCCGACAAUUCCCGCCGAACAGCUUGCCGCACUUACAUCGCUGCUGUCGGGACUCACCGCUGCCGCUUCCGGCACUACCGCACCCGCCACGACAUCCGGCUCCAAUCGCAAUGCCUUCCCGAAGCAUGCGCGGUUGGACGGGCCGAAGACGUUCGCGAACUGGACACGCCAGCUUCGCCUGUGCCUAGCGGACGACAUCCGCUCCUACGUCCUCGACGGAAUCACCCCCGACGAUUGGACGCCUUCGCAACGCUCCGCCCGCGACGUCGUGGCACGCGAGAUCCUUGCAAACUCAAUCGACUCGGCCGAAGUCUCGGCAGUCCUCGACAAGAUCCCUACGGCCGACCUCACAGCGCCCAAGAUUUACUCGACGCUGAAAUCGCGAUACGCCCCUGAUGACGCCACUCGCACGCUCGAGCUCUUCUCGCGACUCUGGGGCUUCCGACCCAUGCCCGGAACGGUUGGCGAAUUUGACAGUUGGAUCAUGGACUUCAAGUCGGUCGCGCAAGAGAUCAUCGAUACGAAAACGACGAUCAACGACGUCCUUGCCACACUCCUCCUCGCGAUCGCCCACCCGUCACUCGAGAGCUUCAAGGCAACGUUCACCGACGAACAACGCACGCAACGAACUCUCCCUGACAUCGAUUCAGUGGCCGACCGUAUGCGAGUUCAACUCCGGUCAACGAACCUCUCCAACGAUCAAUCGGCCCUCCUUGCCUCGUCGUCGCCACGUUCUACCCGUACCAAGUGCCUCGCCUGUCGCAGCUCUUCUCACCGCGUCGCACAAUGCCCUACAAGGGCCCAGCAUCCACCGCCAGGCCCGUGUCGCUCCUGCAAGAAGAAGGACCACUGGUCUUUCGACUGCAAAAAGGCUCUUGAGGACGGGAAAACGCCCGACACCUCUGAUGCGCAACACCAUGUCGGAUGUCUCGCCACCGGUCUUCUCGCACAUCGUCGUCAGCUUCGCAACAACUCCUUCGUCGUCGACUCGGGUGCCACUUCGCACAUGGUCUCGGACAAGUCGCUGUUCACGGCCUAUCGCCACAUCGCUCCUACGAAGAUUGGUGGUAUUGCAGGGGGCAUCAACGCCGUCGGAACGGGAAACAUCGCCUUUGUUGCCGCCUCCGGUCACCCGAUCACGCUUACCGGCGUGCUGCACACCCCGGGCCUGUCUGUCAACCUCCUCUCGGUCUCUCGACUUUGCGACACCGACGAUGUCCGUGUCGCCUUCACGAAGCACGGCAUCCAUAUCGACAAGAACGGCAAUGCUAUCGCUGAAGGCGCAAGACUCGAGGAAGGGCUCUACUUGCUGGACGCUGAUCAUUCCAAAUGUCAGCAUCUCGCUCUCCUCUCUCGCUCACAGUCUUCCGUGCCCCUGCUGACCCUUCACCGCUGCCUCGGCCAUCUCGCACCGUCGUCCAUACAGAAGAUGGUUGCCGCUGGUUUGCUGGAAGGUCUCGGGGCCGGAUAUAGUGACGAAGAGGUAGAGAAGUUUGUCUGCAAUGCUUGCCUCAGUGCAAAGGGCCAUCGUCUUCCUUUUCCCGAUUCGGACUCGCACUCCUCAGAGAGACUCGGCCUCGUACACAGCGAUGUGCUUUCCUUUCCCGAGUCGUCCUUGACUGGCAAGCGUUACCUGGUCACGUUUCUUGACGACUUCUCGCGCAAACUGUGGGCAUACGCGAUCGGACACAAAAGCGAAGUCUUUGGCGUGUUCAAGACAUGGCUUGCCGAGGUCGAACUCGAGACGGGUGCAAAACUGAAGGUCCUCCGAACCGACAAUGGUGGCGAAUACUGUUCGAGAGCGUUCACGGAAUUCUGUAAGGCACGCGGCACACGUCGACAAUACUCUAUCCCUCGAACGCCUCAACAGAACGGUCGUGCCGAACGAGUCAAUCGUUCUAUCGUCGAAGGUGUCCUUGCCCUCCUUGCAGACGCCCACUUACCCAAAUCAUUCUGGGAGGAGGCAGCAGCUUAUUUCGUCUACUGCAAGAACCUGUGCGAACACUCGGCCCUGGACAAGGCAACACCGAACUUCGCCUGGCAGGGCGACCGCACCAACGCCUCGGCGCUUCACCCGUUCGGCUGCACGGCUUGGCUCACAGUCGCGCCUGAACUUCGCUCGAAACUCGACCCGAAAGCGGUUCGCGUUCUCUUCACCGGCUAUGACCUGGCUUCUAAAGCCUUCCGUUUCUACGACACGACGACCAAGAAGAUCAGUUUGGGCAGAAAUGCCAGGUUCCUCGACAACGAAUUUCCCGGGUUACGUAGCGACUCCACCGAGCAAGACGCCGACACGCACUUCGCCAGCGCUUGCCCGACCACCGAAUCCCAAGCCGUUGUCAAGACAUGGACCCCACUAGUAAGGUUGGCGCACAUGGACGUCUCAUCCUCUCUUGAUGACUCUGCCAUGAGCGCCGUUGACGUGGCCCCAGGGUACACUGGCGGAACCUUACUUAAUUCCACAGAUGCCGAAUCGUCCUCGUCACCGUCUCCUGAGCCGUCCUCGUCACCGUCGCCCGCAACCCCCUUGUCACCGUCGCCUGCGCUGUCACCGUCGUUGGCUGCGUCAUCGUCACCCUCGGCCUUACCGACCGACUCUGACUACUCCGCCGACCCUCUGGACCUCAUCGGCUCACAGACCCCGACUCGCCUCGGCCCACCGGACGUGCACCGCCCAGACUUCAGCACGUACCGUGAGCCCGCAUCGGCUGAGGAGUCGCCCGACGAACUCGACAUCAUUGGGCGCCACUCGCGCGAUGAAUCGCCGGACGAAAUCGAUUUCCUCACCCAACACCACCGCGCCUUCAUCGCCACCGACGACGACAACUCUGACACAGAAGCCAUUCAACCAGUCAAGUCCAUCACCAGCGACCCACAGACAUGGCGCGAGGCAAUGUCGAGUGACAAGCGCGAAGUGUGGGCCAAGGCCGCUACCGACGAGUUCAAUUCCAUGCGCGACGACUUCAAGGUCUUCACCAUCGAGGACCGAUCCACGGUACCAGCGGGUGCGACCAUCGUCACAUCCAAGUUCGUCUGGAAAACGAAACGGAAUGCACUCGGCGAAGUCACCGGCCACAAGGCACGGCUCGUGGCGCAGGGAAAUCGGCAACGCGACGGCAUCGACUUCAACGAAACCUUCGCACCAGUCGCACGCUUCUCCUCGAUACGCUCACUCCUCGCGCUGGCGGCCGCCAACGGCUUGCACGUGCACCAGGCGGACAUCGACAAAGCCUAUCUGCAUGGCGACCUUGACCAUGACAUCUGGAUGACGACACCGCGCGGCUUCGACCUUCCCACCGACAAGGUGCUUCGUCUGCGACGCUCCAUCUACGGACUCAAACAGGCUGGCCGAAUCUGGAAUCGACACAUCGACGCAUCGCUUCGAGAUCUCGGCUAUACGGCGACGGGCACCGACCACUGCGUGUACUCUCGGAUCGACGAUCGGCGACGCCCACACUACAUCGCGCUGUACGUCGACGACCUCCUGAUGAUCAGCCCCGACUUGGCCGAAAUUGAACGUGUCAUCUCGGGCCUCGAACAACGCUACGGCGUCAAGCGCCUCGGCCCGGCAGAGUACAUCCUCGGCAUCCAGAUCAGGCGACUCGAAGACGGUUCUAUUGCCCUGUCCCAGGAACGGUACAUCAUGGACGUGCUUGCUCGGUUCCACUUCGACACCACGACUCGCGGCACUACAGUCCCGAUGACCCCCGGCCUUUCGCUCACCGCCAUCCCGGGUCAAGGCACCGAACGGAUCAGGUCAUGGUAUCUGCAGGCUAUCGGCUCGCUCCUCUACAUUUCGCUCGGCACCCGCCCCGACAUCGCCUUCGCCGUGUCCUACCUGGCCCGCUUCGCCAACAACCCUGGACGUCGUCACUGGAUCGCGGUCAAGCACAUCCUCCGCUAUCUCCGGGCCACAUAUCGCGACGAACUGGUUUAUGCUUGCGGCGAGACACGCAUCACGGGCGUGGUUGGCUACUCCGACGCGAACUGGGGGGCCUGCGUCGAUACGUCGGUGUCCACUAUGGGCUACGUCUUCUACAUUGCCGGAUCCGCCGUGUCUUGGUCGUCCAAGCGUCAAUCUCGAGUUGCCGAUUCUACCACCGACGCUGAAUACCUCGCCCUCUCGCAUGCUGGCAAGGAAGGGAUCUACCUCAGUCAGCUGCUCGAGGAGCUCCAUGUCCAACCUGUUGCACCGGCUCACAUUUUUACUGACAAUGAAGCCGCUGCCGCAGUUGCCCACGACCCUGUCCGCGUCUCCGGCACUCGACACAUACGCUUGCGCGAGCACUUUGUUCGGGACAUGGUGAAUCGGGGCGAUAUCUCACUCUCGCAUGUGGGAACCAGCAACAUGGUGGCCGACAUCUUCACAAAGGCUCUUGGCCCAAAGAUUUUCUCGACACACUGCUACGCACUAGGCCUUCGCACUCGACACCCACGGCUUGGAUCUGCCUCGCAUUCGCGUGGGGGGGGGUGUGAAGAGUCCACUCUCAGCUCGACAGGGGCGCCUCGGUCGUUGCGCGCGCCUGCUAGCCUGGCCCCUGUGGUGGGGACUUAG
Messenger RNA from Microbotryum saponariae, 4590 nucleotides. NCBI's taxonomy places the organism in Eukaryota, Fungi, Basidiomycota, Microbotryomycetes, Microbotryales, Microbotryaceae. The record is from the annotation of a GenBank genome assembly.